AUGUUCCGUAGAUCUUUUCAUUCUAAUAGAGUGUUAGCUGAGAACUUGUGGUCGGAUUUUACUAAAAGAAGCAAAUCUUAUGGUAUUAAGAAUGAAGUUAUAAAAAAAUAUAUCCUAGAAGGUAAUCCAACUUUAAGCCCACCAUCCAUUAAACGAAGAUCGAAUAGAAUAAAAUACCGUUCGCCGGAAUUCAUCGAUGAUAUUUUUAAAACUUCUUAUGAAUAUUUGGCCGCUCAAGCUAAGAGCAAGUUAGACUCGAUGGAAAAGGAAACGGACGCGAUUAAGAAAGUUGAUCUCCUUGUCGAGUCUGAAAUCAACAAUCCGGAGAUGCAGUAUAAUUUUCAAUAUAACGACAAGCUAGAGAAUAAUCCAGAGGUGAUAGAUUACAAUGAACCUGUGUACAGGCAUCUAGGCCGUAAACAUUGGGAGUCUUACGGGCAAAUGUUGCUAAUGCAGCGACUUGAAACACUUGCUGUUAUUCCGGACACUCUGUCUACUUUAAAACCUGUAGCUGAGGUGAAUAUUAGAUUCCCAUUUAGCACUGGUGUCAAUAAGUGGAUUGAACCUGGUGAGAUUUUGAGUUCCAAUGUAACUUCUACAGAGCCUACCAUCAAGAUCCAGGAAUAUGACCAUCAUAUAAACCCUUCAGAACAACUGUACACUAUUCUGGUGGUAAACCCAGAUGAGCCAGACUUGGCAGCGGAUUCCUUUACAACAGUUCUAAACUUUGGCUUAAAGAAUAUAAAACUCUCAUACAAUGACAAUAUCGUAGAUCCACGCAGAUACUCGAAAGACAAUGUAAUUGCACCUUAUAUCCCUCCAGUUCCAGAAAAGAAUGCUGGAAAACAGAGAUUUGCUGUAUGGGUAUUUAGACAGAGCAAGCCAAUACUUCCGGAUCAGGAAUCAUUACCUAGAAGUAACUUCGACAUAAGGUCAUUCGCUGCUGAGAACGACUUAACACCAAUCGGAGCCCACAUAUGGAGAUCAGAGUGGGAUUCAAAUGUUGCCAACGUCAGAGAGAAAUAUAAGUUAGGCAAAGGUAGAGUUUUCCACAGAGUCCGUAGAUAA
Molecule: messenger RNA, 1068 nt
Organism: Eremothecium cymbalariae DBVPG#7215
Lineage: Eukaryota; Fungi; Ascomycota; Saccharomycetes; Saccharomycetales; Saccharomycetaceae
Gene: MRPL35
Product: mitochondrial 54S ribosomal protein mL38
Exons: 1
Coding region: 1-1068 (355 amino acids)
Source: RefSeq, a predicted model, not a curated record